Messenger RNA from Daucus carota subsp. sativus, 2035 nucleotides. RefSeq lists its product as uncharacterized. The record is from RefSeq and is a predicted model, not a curated record. The transcript has 3 exons. Lineage: Eukaryota; Viridiplantae; Streptophyta; Magnoliopsida; Apiales; Apiaceae. The coding region runs from base 17 to 1561 and encodes 514 amino acids.
UUAGGUACAUAUCAAAAUGAUACACCCUAGCCAUAAUAUGCAUCCACUGAUCCUAAAUGAAGUAUACAUCGCUAGGGACCGUGACCGGUGUCAUGGUUGUGGCGAAAAAAUAUUAUCAUGCAAAUCAUUUGUUUAUAGUUGCAGCACUGUCACUGCUGCUGGCACUAGUAUUGGUGCUGAUGUAUAUAAAGAUUCAUCAUGUGUCAAUUUUUUACUGCACAAAAACUGUGCAGAAGUACCCUCAGUUAUCCAAAAUCCAAAUAAUCUGAAAGAGCAUCUUAAGCUCUGCUUCGAUUAUUCCACCUACAAUUUUGACGUGGAUACUUAUACUUAUGAAUAUUUUGCUGAAACUAGUAUAUAUUGUGAUUUGUGUAAGGUACGAAUAACAUGGUCGCCAAAUCAGUUCUUCUAUCACAAUGAUGAUUAUGAAUCUUUCAUUUGCCUAAAUUGUUUUAUGUACCACACUCAGCCGUCCAUGGAGGAUCCCAAAUCUAUCCAUCCGUCUCACGAUCAACAUUUAUUAUCCUUAAUUCAACAUCCAUCCUCGUUCAGAUGUUAUGCUUGCAAUGUGGAUGACAAUAUUAAAGACAUGUCUUACAGAUGUACCAGAUGUCAGUUUUGGAUUCACAAAUCUUGUGCCGAUGCACCUAUGUCUUUUCAAUUUCAGUUUCACGAUAAGCAUCCUCUUAUUCUCUCAUUUUCUCUUCCACAAGUUUAUCACAAAUUCAUACAAUAUUGCCAAUUGUGCAAUGAGAGUUUGAGUCGACUCGUUUGGAUCUAUUAUUGUCCCCAUUGCAGAUUUUUUUCUCAUUUUCAAUGUGCUAGAUCGGGCCAGUUUUCAUGGAGCUCUGGCAAAAAUGGAAAAUAUACCUACAAUGUGGUGCAAUUACCGGCAGCUGAUGAAUUAUCAGUACAGUUACUGUACGAAAAAUUUAUCACGGCAGCUAGCAAAAUUACAAUGUGGCGCAGAUUACGAGCCAAAAACAGUGAGAGGAUCUUCCACUGGAUAGAUGGUAUGAAACACACUACUCACGAGGGACAUCAUCUGGAACUCAUGAGUAGUAAUGAUCAGUUGAGAAAUCUGCAAACUGAUGAUAAUACAUUACUUUUAUGCGAUGGCUGCGCACAACCCAUCAGAACCGAUCAAUUUUAUGGCUGUGUUGUUUGUAAAUAUUUUCUGCAUAAGUUCUGCGGCGAAUUGCCAAAAGAGAUCAAGCAUCACCUUGAUCCAGGUUCUGCAAGUAUGCACAGUGAACCAUACAAAUUAUUUUAUUGCUAUGGUUGCGGAGAUUUUUGCAAUGGAAUAUUCUUCAAAUUGGGUUAUUUUAAUUUUCAUAUCGGAUGCAUGGCAUUACCCGAAAGGAUCAAACAUGAAUCUCACCGUCACCAACUUGAACACAUCUUAGACCGCCACCUUAUAUUGCUUCAACUUUGCAAAGGAUGUGGAAGAAAUAUAAAAGCUAAACACAUAUGUUCAGAAUGUGAUUACUAUAUAUGUGGUUCGUGUGUUAUGAAGCCAAGUGUAGUCAACACCCAUGGGAUCCUCACUCACUCUGCUUGAUAUAUGAACCUAGCAUGGUCAUCGAUCACGAGCAUGAUUUCAAUUGUGAGUUUUGCCGUGCUGAUAUAGACCCAAACUUUUGGUUCUAUCAUUGCGGUACUUGUGACCUUUCAUUCCAUCUCAAGUGUUUUGAGAAGUCAAGUUAUCGUCGCUACUCAAAUGUUAAGUUUGGGGCUACAGGUAUUAUCAUUGAUAAAAUCCAUCAACACAGUCUCAAAUUUGUUUUGAACAAAAAUUUUCGUAAGUGUGAAAAAUGUCACGUGAAUCAGCUUGGUGAGCCGGUUCUUGAAUGUGCUGAAACAUGUAAAUUCAUAUUCUGCAUAAGUUGUAUUGAAGUUGUUACAAAGAAGCAAGAUGUUCGAAAUGAUUCCGCUGCAGAAUGAAUGUCAAACUAUCCUUUUGUUAGAUCAAUGGAGAAGAAAAAUGUAACAAACUUCUAUAAAAUUGUUUUUAUGAAUAAUGAAUACAGAAACA